AUGGAUACCAGUGAGGACUUUCUCGAAUGUUUCACUGCCGCUGGCGAUCAUCGUUGUAAAUUGCGAUCUCUCAAAAUUAAACAACGUAAAGGGCGAAAAAUAUAUAAGAGAGAAAAAACACCGCGUUUAGAACGAAUCCACCGGAAAGUGCGAAAGCGUUCAUACCAAGGUUCAGACUUACGGUUCAAAUCACCUUGGGACUUCAAAUAA
Macrosiphum euphorbiae (potato aphid) is the source of this 210-nucleotide messenger RNA. Lineage: Eukaryota; Metazoa; Arthropoda; Insecta; Hemiptera; Aphididae. The record is from the annotation of a GenBank genome assembly.